AUGACACUCUUGGAUCUGGUGCCUCACUUCCAAAGUUUCAGCCCAGGGGACUUUGCCCUGUGGUUCCAGACUUACCUUUCCUUCUUCCUUUCUGGGAUUGGUCCAAACACCCUGUCGAUCAUCCCCAUGAACAUCAGCUGUGACUCCUACAGAGAGAUAGUGAAAGGACUUGAUAAUGUGUACAGUGACCUCUCCGCAACACAGUCCGAUACUGUCUUCAAUUACACACAAGACUAUCUCAAGUACCAGUCCAGCCAAGGCCUGAGCUGCUACAGCAGAGGAAGCUUCUACAUGUUCCUGAAACAGAUGUUCCUCAAUUUUGGAUUCUCUGACCUGAAAGAUUUCCUGUCUCUGAUCCCAGCUGACCGACAGCCAGAGCUUUUGGGCUCCAUCUCUCCGGAAGAACUCGGAGAGUUUCUGAACAGGCCAAACACAGUGAUUGAUGGUUCUGAGCUCUGCACACUCCUCAACAACUACAAUAGAACCAAUCAAUACCUGGAGAUGGAGUCUGUUUUAUCCUCAGCUUUGGCCAGCCACACGUUGGAGUGUGUGUGGCCUCGUGCUCUCAAUGCCUCAUCUCAGGCUGAUGUAGAACAGUGGUUUAAGGUCACACUGGUUCACUACCUGCCCUACCUCAGUUCUCAGCUCAUCAGCUCUGCCCAGCUCAGUGGAGCCUCCUGUCUGUCAUACAGGAAACUGGUGUCUAUCCUGGGGGACAACUACAAUUUUUACACAACUGAUUUCACCCCAGCUGAUGUGUAUAGCUCCAUAAAAGUGUAUCUGAACAGCAGCGAUGGCAGCCCCCGCUGCUAUAACUCCUCAGAUCCUCUUCUGAACUCCACUGCCUGGUUUGCUGACAACAUCGGAUUCUUCAUCACUUUCAUUAACCUCGCUGACCUGCAGUCAUUCCUACCAGGAAACAUGACGAGUGUGUUCCUGCAGAAUGCAGAAAAUCUUCAGCUGUUCAACAACCCAGGAAUUUCAGCCAGUGUCCUGGAGUACUACACAACAGAGUUAUACAUCCAGAAUCCUGACUUCAGCCCACUCGGGUAACACUCCACACUAACAACUACUUAUUCUAUUUAUUCAUCCAGCCUCAUCAAUUCAACCCCCUUAGGUA
Messenger RNA from Pangasianodon hypophthalmus (striped catfish), 1120 nucleotides. RefSeq lists its product as uncharacterized. The transcript has 8 exons. The coding region runs from base 1 to 1053 and encodes 350 amino acids. The record is from RefSeq and is a predicted model, not a curated record. NCBI's taxonomy places the organism in Eukaryota, Metazoa, Chordata, Actinopteri, Siluriformes, Pangasiidae.